ACUUGUCAGUGUCGCGGAAAGCCGGGAGUCUAGUGCCGGACGGCGAGCCUCAGCUCCGUACUCUCCUUGCGACUCCUCAGAUUUUAGAGUUAAAUGGGAGAAGAUGAGAACAGAAUAAUGACAGUACAGAGUUGCUGUGAGAAAACACUGGAGAAGACGCUAACCUCGUCUUUAGGGGAGUCCGGGAAAGAAGAGUAGAAAUUAGGCACUGAAGCUCAGCCAGACCCUAGCAGGACCCAUAAGCCAUAUUAAGGAGUUUGGAUUAUGCUAAUCAGGAGGAGUGAAUGAUUACUCAGGAAAAAGAAAUGGAAGGCCUGCCUGAUGCUGCUGCUUUUGCAACUAAACUUAAAAAUACUCUGAUCCAGUACCAUAGCAUUGAAGAUGAUAAGUGGAGAGUUGUUAAGAAAACGAAAGAUGUAACAAUUUGGAGAAAGCCUUCAGAAGAAUUUAAUGGACAUCUCUUCAAAGCCCAAGGCGUUAUAGAUGAUGUUGUCAAUAGCGUAAUAGACCAUAUACGCCCAGGUCCUUGUCGCUUGGAUUGGGACAGCUUAAUGACUUCACUGGAUAUUUUGGAGCAUUUUGAAGAGAAUUGCUGUGUGAUGCGUUACACCACUGCUGGUCAGCUUCUGAAUAUAAUUUCCCCGAGAGAGUUUGUUGAUUUCUCCUACACUGUGGGCUAUAAAGAAGGGCUCUUAUCCUGUGGGAUAAGUCUUGACUGGAGUGAAAAGAGACCAGAAUUUGUUCGUGGAUAUAACCAUCCCUGUGGUUGGUUUUGUGUUCCACUUAAAGACAUUCCAAACCAGAGUCUUUUGACAGGCUACAUUCAGACAGAUCUGCGCGGGAUGAUUCCUCAGUCUGCAGUAGAUACGGCCAUGGCAAGCACUUUAAUCAACUUCUAUGGUGAUUUACGAAAAGUCUUAGGAAAGACAUAAUAUGUUUAAACUUGUAGUUCUAUGAUUCCCUGAAUCAACCAUUUCUCUCAGCUGCAUGGCCUGUAAAAAUCAUCCUUUCUUCUCUUCUGCCUAGUCUGUAGAAAAAUUUGAGAUGUUUUUGGUUUAUUGUAUUCCUAAAGUAAAUAGCUAUCUAAGAGAGGGCAUUUCAAUUUUCUUAAACAGUUAUCUGCACAUUGUUUGGCAUGGGAGUGUGUUAGAAAUGGAGAGUAUGACAAAAAUACAUCAGAAGUAGAUACAAUUCUUUGACCCAAACUCUGAAGGAAUUGAAUAGUACCUCAGGAGGAAUAUUUUGGCUGCUUGAAAAUUAGAGAAAGCACAUGCUUCAUUCUGUUAGGUUAAAAUCAUCUAUUUUAGAGCUUUAUGAACAUUUUGUAAAAGUUUUAAUUUUUUUUAGAAGUUAAAUAUUAGCGCUUUACUUUUGGUAUGCUCUGUGAGUUUGCCAAUAUCUUGAACUAAAGAAAAAAUCUCUUCUCUGUAUUUUAUAAAGAUGAAGUUCAUUGUCAAUUGACUUGCACUACUUUAGGUAUUGAAAAGAUCAGAAAUAAGAAUAGAUAUCAUAGUAACUAUAGACACAAUUCAAAUGCAAUUCAAUUUUGAUAACUAGAUAGCACUAUUUUGUUGAUAUCUUUAAAAAUAUAUUUGUAUCUUUAUAUAAAUUUAUUUAAAGAGUCUUAAAAAGCAUUUAUGCAUGAAUAAGACAGUCCAAAAAACUGCCAAAUAUGUGCUGGGGACACCACAUUGAUUGGGCAGUAGUCUGGCUCGUGUGAAAUGGCUGGUGGUAUCCUGUAUUCACUGGUAGAGAAUCAUCUCCUUAAAAGUCAAAUUCAAUGAGUGUUCUGUACGUGUUUCAGUUUUAAAAGUAUCGCCCACCUCAUAAAGUAUUACUAAACUACAUCAUAAACAUUCACAAUUGUGAUGUAACUUCAGUCUGGAGCUAUAACAAAUGCAUUCAUUGAUUUAUCCAAAUGCCCAGAUGAGUCAUUUUAUAACUAGAACGGACUAUAAUUCUAUAAUCCUUGAUUCUCUGGCUGCCUUAAAUGAACAUUCCUAAAUGAUUUAACAUUCCAAGUGAUUUUUUGGCUUUUGAACUAUCCACCUUAUUUAUUUCUAAAAUGAGAACUUGAGGCAACUCCAUGUGUCUGUGCAAAUAUAUUUAUGUUUGUGUGCGUGCACACAUCUUGAAAUCUAAUUCAGCGUUCAAUGUGAGUUCUUUAUGUGUUUCAUACUGUUUCCAUUGUUUCAUUUCUUUUUUUUGUUUGUUUGGUUAAUAUGGGGUCAAGUGAGCACUGGAAAUACUUAUGUGCCAGAUAGGCCACAAAAAGCACAAAAGCAUGAAGGUUUGAUCUGUGUUUUACUUUACUGUGUUUUCCUAAGUGUAAAGAAGCAUAACUCAUUGUUCUUCGGACCCAUUUUGAUAAAGUGGAAAAAGUAGAGCUGGUUUUGUUUUUAUUUAUAUUUUUUUGCUCUUGGAGAUGAUGAGGUUCAAAAAAAAACAAAAGGUGGCAGCACCACAAUAUUCAUGGUGAAUAAUCUCACAGCUUUUAGACUGAAAAUGAUUUGUUUCAAGAUCUGACAGAAGCAAUGCACAAACGAUCCUAUAUUCUUAACUUGAAAUUUAUUUAUCACCAAUAUCCUUUUCUAAAUUGACUGUAACUUUUGAGUUGCUGGAUUUCUCUGCUACUUUUUGUCUUCUUGCAGUAUGGAAAGAAAGCUCAGCAAUUAGCUUUCAGUUUCCCACAGAAAUUGUUAAAUGUUAAUUUUGAAUUCAUCUAUUUUCUUUUUCUUUGGUUUUAUUAGUGUAGAGUAGGAGGUUUCUUAUAUUCCAAUAUUCUGUUUAGGAUGGCAAAAUACCA
Molecule: messenger RNA, 2806 nt
Organism: Equus caballus (horse)
Lineage: Eukaryota; Metazoa; Chordata; Mammalia; Perissodactyla; Equidae
Source: RefSeq, a predicted model, not a curated record